CUGUCCAGCUGAAGGAGUCUCUCCAUCCUCAGCAGCAGCUUCAGCUCCAUUUGGACUCACAGUCCUCCGCUGCUCAUUUUCAUGACUUUGUGGUGUCGCAAACUUUCUCUGGGGUGGAAUCUCAAACAUCAGAAGUCGAUGGAUUAGCACACUGAGCCUGUAGGAUUAUCGUUACUGCAGCGAAGACCUGACGGACGAUGGCGCAGGCAGUCUCACUGUUUGGCAUUAUUCUGAAAAUCAGUUGUGUUGCUGCCAUCGAACUGCGGUUUAUGCCCGAUCCACCGAUGCUGAACAUCUAUGGCAUUCACAGGAUGAACAAAUCGGACAACCUGGAACUGACAUGCAGAGGCCGCCAGUACCUGAGGUGGACGACCCCUCCUACGAGCACUCACUUCUCCACCAGUGACUGCAGUGGAUCGGGACUCUUCUGCACGACACUGCAGAUCUCCAACGCGACCGUCAACGAAACCGGACAGUACCAGUGCUCCUACAGGGACCUGAAGGUGGAGGACGGCAAGACGUCAGCAGCAGCUUAUGUGUUUGUCAACGAUUACAAGGUGCCAUUUGUGCCGCCUGAGAAAGAAUACGAGGUGGUGUUCAUCCGUGAGGGGGAGCGGGUGGUGAUACCGUGCCGAGGCUCGGUGGAGGAUCUCAACGUCACGCUCCACACUAAGUAUCCAAAUAAGGAGCUCCAUCCCGAUGGGAAGGACUCCCUGUGGGACGCCAGGACGGGCUUCACGGUCCCCAGUCACCUGAUCAGCUACGCCGGCGUCGUGUCCUGCCAGACCCGCGUCGGAAAUGAGACGUUCAAGUCCCCCCUCUACAUUGUGGCUGUUGUCGGAUACAAGAUCUACGAACUCACCCUGACCCCCGCUCAGCUCAGGCUGUGUGCGGGGGAGCGGCUGGAGCUCGGCUGCACGGCCAAAACCGAGCUCAACGUGGGCAUCGAAUUCAACUGGACCCACUCCGGUCAGGCCCUGACCUCGGUGAACAAUUCGAGGCCGACCCACACGACGCCCAACAAGAAGAAGCUGUGGAACUCGCUGGAGCUUUCCAGCAAACUCAGAGUGGAGAACGUGACGGUCGACCACACCGGAGAAUACACCUGCACCGCAUCCAGCGGGAAGAUGGAGAAAAGUGCCUCAGCAUUUCUUAAAGUGUAUGAAAAGCCUUUCAUUGAUAUGAAAGAGCCGUGGACGAAGGUUUGGGAGGUAAAUGUCGGGGAUCAAACAUCCAUCCCCGUCAAAUACUCGGCCUACCCAGACCCCAACUCUAGAUGGUUAAAGAACGGCCUUCCACUGAAGGAGGAUUACAGAAUAAAACAGAGAAGCGACGCCCUCGUCAUCUGCGGAGUCACAGAAAUGGAUGCUGGGAAUUACACAAUGGUCCUGACCAAUAAGAUCACCAAAGAGGAACAGAGGCGCUCUUUCCAGCUGCUGGUCAACGUGCCUCCUCACAUCAUUGAGAAGGAGGUGGCGGUGGACACUGAUGUGUACCCGUACGGCAGCAGCCCCACCCUGAGGUGCACCGCUCGUGGAUUCCCCACACCUGCACACAUCCAGUGGCAGUGGAUGUCUAAAGACGACUGUCCAAAGGCCUUCCAGUCACGGCUGAUAAAGUCUGAAGUGCAGCUAGCGGCGUGCACAGGUUGGAGGCAUAUCAGCAACAGCACCGGUCACCACCCAGUCGAACGGAUCAUAACUGACGCUGGGCAUAACCAAAAGAAAAUCGCGAGCUCUUUGAAGGUUCAGAAAGCCGAGGCCCACACCCUCUACAGAUGCACGGCUGCCAACAAAGUCGGGGAGGAUUCACGCAUCAUCUUUUUCCACGUCACACGCGGCCUGGAGGUGAGCGUGUCGCCCCCCGGCGGGCCGUUAGAAGAGGACCACGUGGUUCUGCGCUGUAAGGCCGACAAGCUGCUGUACGGAAACAUGACCUGGUUCGGUGUCACCAACAUAUCGGAGUCGGAGCAGAUCAAGUCGGUGCAGCCGUGUCGCCCGUGGUGGAAUGUAACUGUAGUUAAGAACAAUUUUGAGCGGAGUCCCCCGUCUCGUGUAACGCUGUCCAGCCUGCAGGGCACCAACGUGACCCUGGAGCUGUCGCUGCCCAACGUGUCCCCUCGGGAUGAGGGUCUGUACGCCUGUCGGGUGGAAAACAUUCAGACUCGAGAGAAAACCUGCCUGGUGCGCCGUCUUUCUCUCAAAGGUCUUGAGGCUGCAAGGAUCCAUAAUAAUUUAACCGACCAAAAAGUUAACGUGAGUGCAACGAUCAGUCUCCUGUGCGAUGCUGGCGGGACGCCGAACCCGACGGUGGUGUGGACCAAAAACAACCACACUGUGGUGGAGGGCUCAGGGGUGAUCCUGAGUCAGCACAACCACAUUCUGACCAUUCAGCGAGUGAAGAAGGACGACAGCGGUCUGUACACCUGCACUGCCUGUAACAGCCGCGGCUGUGACACCUCACAGGCCUAUUUGACAACCGAAGGUGCAGAGGAAAAGACCAAUGUGGAGCUGAUUGUUCCCAUCGGGUCAGUGGUCAUCGCCAUGUUUUUCUGGUUACUGAUCGUCUUUGUCAUCCGUGGAAGAAAGAGACCAACUCGGGGGGAUCUGAAGACGGGCUACCUGUCCAUGAUCCUGGACGCAGAGGACAUGCCCAUGGACGAGCAGUGCGAGAGGCUCACGUACGAUGCUAACAAAUGGGAGUUCCCUCGGGACAGGCUGAAGCUAGGUGACCCGCUGGGACGAGGAGCAUUUGGUCAGGUGGUCGAAGCGGCCGCCUUCGGCAUCGAGAAAGCCACCACGCACACCACUGUUGCAGUCAAGAUGCUUAAAGAGGGAGCCACGUCGAGCGAGUACCGCGCCUUGAUGUCCGAGCUGAAAAUUCUCAUUCAUAUUGGACAUCAUCUCAACGUCGUCAACCUGCUGGGAGCCUGUACGAAGCCUGGAGGGCCACUGAUGGUGAUUGUUGAGUACUGUAAAAACGGAAACCUCUCCAGCUACCUGAAGAGCAAGCGUGGCGAGUACAGCCCCUACAAGAGGAGGCGGGUGGACAGCCAGAAGUGGGCGUCUGCAGACGAGGAUGUGGCCGAAGGGGAUCUGGGCUUGGGGAAGAUCGCCCAGCUGGACAUCUGCACGGGAAUGGCCGUCUGCUCCAGAGCUGGAGACCGGGCUUCAGGCAGCAACGUGGACACGCAGGAAGAGAGCUCAGACGAGGACCAUCUGACCAUGGAGGACCUGAUCUGCUACAGCUUCCAGGUGGCUAAAGGCAUGGAGUUUCUGUCGUCCCGCAAGUGCAUCCACAGAGAUCUAGCAGCCAGAAACAUCCUCCUGUCAGAGAACAACGUGGUGAAGAUCUGCGACUUUGGCCUUGCUAGAGAUGUCUACAAAGACCCCGACUAUGUCCGCAAGGGAGAUGCUCGACUCCCUCUGAAGUGGAUGGCUCCAGAGACCAUCUUCGAUCGGGUGUACACCACACAAAGUGACGUUUGGUCCUUUGGAGUUCUUCUCUGGGAGAUCUUUUCUCUGGGGGCUUCUCCCUAUCCGGGUGUUUGCAUCGACGAGUUAUUCUGCAGGAGGCUUAAGGAGGGCACCAGGAUGAGACCUCCGGAAUACGCCACCACCGAGAUAUACCAGACCAUGUUGGACUGCUGGCUGGAUCGUCCCACAGACAGGCCAACAUUCGCAGAGCUGGUGGGACAUCUGGGCAACCUGCUGCAGGCCAGCGCCCAACGGGACGGGAAGGACUACAUCCCUCUGACAGUCGGCAGCGCGGCAGAAGGAUCUCCAGUGACCCCCGACCCCAGGAACCCCUACAGCAGGCCGCAGAGUGGGGAAAUCCUGGAGGCUCAACUCCACUACGACAACCCGCCGUCCUUAGGACUGUCCCAACAGAGCGAGCGGUGCGGUCGUCCCCUCAGUGUGAAGACGUUUGAGGACGUCCCUGUGGCUCGCAGCAGUGUCAUGGAGGGUCACACAGACAGUGGUUUGUGCUUCUCACCGGAGGAGGUGAAGGGUUUGAAUCCACAGCUGCCAACGACACCCAACUUCAGUCAGCUGCUGCGCUUUAAGAGCAAAGAGUCUCUGGCCUCGGAGUCGUCCAAUCAGACGAGCGGAUACCAGUCGGGGUACCACUCCGACGACACAGACGCCCCGAUCUACGCCAACGAGGAGGCCAUCAUGAAGCACAACAUGCUGAAGAAGCCUCCGCUGCCCAAGACGCCGGACAAGUUCAACGCGGAGAUCCGCUACAGCACGCCGCCUGUCUGACCCAACCCCCCCCCCCCCCACAACUUAACCCCCGAGUCUUUUCACUGUACGAGUCACAGGUGUUACUCAAUAAGUCAGCUGGGGAAAGAACUGGAAGGUUGUAUGAGUUUGUAAGCGUAGCUCUCUUCGGACAUGCUUUCAUGUUUACUCAGCGAGUAAAAAAAGGUUGAGACACGAGGACACGCCCACUUCCGGAAGUGCAAUCCACCCACUUCCUCUAAUGCAGGAAAUGACAUCUGGAACUUUUAGAUAAUUGAAUCUGCAAAUGUUUGUUUUUUUGGCACAUUAAAUGUCCAGUAAGGAGGCAGUUCUCACACGUCAAUCCCAACAAUGGCACAUUUGUACAGUUCUUCUCUG
This is a messenger RNA of Anarrhichthys ocellatus (wolf-eel), 4622 nucleotides long. RefSeq names its product kinase insert domain receptor (a type III receptor tyrosine kinase) (gene kdr). Gene Ontology annotation, molecular function: vascular endothelial growth factor receptor activity; ATP binding; growth factor binding. Bases 198 to 4265 code for a protein of 1355 amino acids. Gene Ontology annotation, cellular component: signaling receptor complex; plasma membrane. Lineage: Eukaryota; Metazoa; Chordata; Actinopteri; Perciformes; Anarhichadidae. The record is from RefSeq and is a predicted model, not a curated record. Gene Ontology annotation, biological process: positive regulation of kinase activity; angiogenesis; positive regulation of cell migration. The transcript has 31 exons.